Corylus avellana is the source of this 690-nucleotide messenger RNA. Its product is annotated as 2Fe-2S ferredoxin-like superfamily protein. Gene Ontology annotation, biological process: P450-containing electron transport chain. Lineage: Eukaryota; Viridiplantae; Streptophyta; Magnoliopsida; Fagales; Betulaceae. The record is from RefSeq and is a predicted model, not a curated record. Gene Ontology annotation, cellular component: mitochondrion. Gene Ontology annotation, molecular function: electron transfer activity; 2 iron, 2 sulfur cluster binding.
UCAAAUAGUAAUAGAAUGGCUUCCCUGAAGUUCACGGCAAUGUCGCUCCGGCGGCCAGAUUUCUCCUCCGGGACCGGAAACUACAGGAACGCCGACGCCGUCAAGCUGCACCUCAGAAAGAAACGCAUCUCUGUCUCGGUGGCUGCGAAUUCGCCGGAGGAGCCGUCGCCAGCUCCACCACCGGAAAAGCCAGAAAUCGAGCUGGAGUUCAUCGGGCCGAAGCCUGGGAACGACGGGUCGUACCCGGUGGAGAGAGCCAAAGAGAUUAGUGGUGAGAAGCUUCUGAGGAACAUCAUGUUGGAUAACAAGAUUGAGCUCUACGCCACGUAUGGAAAAGUGAUGAAUUGUGGCGGUGGUGGAAGCUGUGGAACUUGUAUUGUGGAGAUUAUUGAUGGAAAGGAUCUUUUAAAUGAAAGAACAAAUACAGAGCUCCGGUAUCUGAAGAAGAAUCCCGAAUCUUGGAGGCUUGCUUGUCAAACUAUUGUGGGAAAUAAGGAAAAUUCUGGCAAGGUAGUGGUUCAGAGGAUUCCGCAGUGGAAGAAGUAAUUAAGAGUUGACCCUAUUCAUUACACUAAAAACAUGUUUACAUUCAAAACAGAUGGUAAGAAUUUUAAAAUUCUUAGCUUGGCAUGCAGAAAUAGAUAAUGUAUAUUGUUCAAAUGUUACUAGUAAUCUCUGCAUAUUGGUUUA